CGCCCCCUGCAGGCCGCGGCCGGCACAGCUGCCGGAAGAGCCCGAGCCUCCUGCCACCGUGUCCGCGCCGCCGCCGCCGCCGCCGCCGCCGCCGAGCUCCGCGGGGCCCCGAGUCGCAGCCGAGCGUCCUCGGAGCCGCCCGCCGCAGCCCCGUGCCCUCCGAGCCGAGCCGCCGGGCCUCCCGCUCGGCCUGCGCCCUCAGCUCCCCGCCCGAGCCCGCCCGCACCCGCCUUCACUCUGGAGCGGCCCGGGCAGCCGCAGCAGGGGCGGCGGCGGCGCAUCGAGGAGCUCUCCAGGUCGUCCCGGGAGAGGCUGCUGCAGUCCCGGGACAGGAUGUUUUCCAAGCUCACGUCCAUCCUGCAGCACGCCGUGGAGGCGCUUGCUCCAUCUCUUCCAUUACAAGAAGACUUUGUUUAUCACUGGAAGGCAAUCACCCAUUACUACAUAGAGACUUCAGAUGAUAAAGCCCCAGUGACUGAUACAAACAUUCCGUCCCACCUGGAACAGAUGUUAGACAUACUGGUCCAAGAAGAAAAUGAACGAGAAUCUGGAGAAACAGGGCCAUGUAUGGAAUACCUGCUCCACCACAAGAUCUUGGAAACUUUAUACACCUUAGGGAAAGCCGACUGUCCUCCAGGGAUGAAGCAGCAGGUUUUACUGUUCUACACCAAGCUUCUGGGAAGAAUCCGGCAACCCCUGCUUCCACACAUCAACGUACACAGGCCUGUGCAGAAAUUAAUUCGACUAUGUGGUGAGGUCCUUGCAACACCAACGGAGAAUGAAGAGAUUCAGUUUCUCUGCAUCGUGUGUGCGAAGCUGAAACAGGAUCCCUACUUGGUUAACUUCUUUCUGGAGAACAAGUCAAGGUCGCUGACUUCCAAAGGAACCCCGAAUGUCAUCUCAGAAGAUGCCCCCAAAAGUCAGGACCCAGUGUCAGCGGACACCAGCCAGUGCCCCCAGCCUCAGGAGCUGUCAGGUGCUACGGGGGUGGGGCAUACAGAGUCAGAGGAUGAGCCCCCUCCCCAGGUGGAUGACCUGUCUGCAAGCUUGGAUGACCUCAGUGUCUCUUCAUUGCCAGAGGCUUCCGUCCUUCGGCCAAAGCAGGAUUACAACUUAGUGAAUUCUCUGUUGACCCUGACAAGGAGCCCUGAUGGCAGGAUAGCCGUGAAAGCGUGUGAGGGCUUGAUGCUCCUGGUGAGUCUGCCAGAACCUGCAGCUGCCAAGUGCCUUGCCCAGAGCACCUGCCUGUGUGAGCUGCUGACUGGCAGACUUGCCGCCCUGUACAAGGCCCUACCUCAGUCAGUGGACCCCUUAGACAUUGAAACCGUGGAGGCCGUUAACUGGGGGUUGGACUCAUAUAGUCAUAAAGAAGAUGCAUCAGCGUUCCCAGGGAAGCGAGCCUUAAUUUCAUUUCUUUCCUGGUUUGAUUAUUGUGAUCAGCUCAUCAAGGAAGCACAAAAGACUGCCGCUGUUGCUCUUGCCAAAGCCAUCCAUGAAAGGUUCUUCGUUGGUGUCAUGGAACCUCAGCUGAUGCAGACCUCUGAGAUGGGGAUUCUGACAUCCACGGCUCUGCUGCAUCGCAUUGUUCGGCAAGUGACCUCAGAUGUCCUGCUUCAGGAAAUGGUGGUCUUUAUCCUCGGAGAACAGAGGGAGCCAGAAACUCUGUCAGAAAUUAGCAGGCAUCCCCUAAGACAUAGGCUAAUCGAACAUUGUGAUCACAUAUCUGAUGAGAUAAGCAUCAUGACCCUGAGGAUGUUUGAGCAUCUCUUACAAAAACCCAAUGAGCACAUUCUUUACAACUUGGUCCUGAGGAACCUUGAAGAAAGGAACUAUACAGAGUACAAACCUGUGUGCCCAGAAGACAAGGACGCAGUGGAGAACGGGCUGAUGGCAGGAGCCGUAGAUCUGGAGGAAGAUCCAUUAUUUACUGACAUUUCACCAGAUAAUAUUCUACCAAACCAAGAAUGGAUCAGUUCACCCCAUGCCAGCCCAGACCACCCCAAAAAUGACGGCAAGACGGAAGUCCAUAAAGUCGUCAACAGUUUCCUCUGUUUAGUGCCGGAUGAAGCAAAGUCAUCCUACCAUGUGGAGGGCACUGGGUAUGACACCUACCUCAGAGACGCUCACAGGCAGUUCCGAGACUACUGUGCUGUCUGUUUACGAUGGGAGUGGCCUGGCGCCCCCAAACCUCUGGAGAAGUGUGACUUAGAAGCAACCUUUUUUGAAGGACAUUUCUUGAAAGUUUUAUUUGACAGAAUGGGAAGAAUUCUUGAUCAGCCUUACGAUGUGAAUCUGCAGGUGACCUCAGUGUUGUCCAGGCUAUCCCUCUUCCCACAUCCGCACACACAUGAGUACCUCCUGGAUCCCUAUGUGAACCUGGCCUCUGGCUGCAGAUCCCUCUUCUCUGUGAUCGUCAGGGUUGUUGGUGACCUGAUGGUUCGAAUUCAACGUAUUCAAGACUUCACCCCCAAGCUUCUCCUGGUCAGAAAGCGGCUACUGGGCUUGGAGCCCGAAGGCCCAAUUAUUGACCACAUCACGUUGCUAGAGGGUGUGAUUGUCCUUGAGGAGUUCUGUAAGGAGCUGGCAGCUAUUGCCUUUGUGAAAUACCAUGCUUCCGCCACACCAUGAGUGAUGACACCAUGCUUCUGCCGCAGUCGCCCAGGUCUCUGGGAACCCAAAUUACUGUGUACAUUUCAUCCGGAAAGACUCAGCUCCACCCAGUAACAAGAGGACAGAAAACCUUGGUAAAUGACGUAGGAAUCCAUUGCGUGACUGCUGUCGGUGAACGCACCUGAUGUCUCUCCCCCUGGCUCUGUCGUGACUCUCUGUAUAAAUUGCACGUUGUUGAAACCCGGGAUGCAACCAGAACUUCCGGAGAUAGCGUUUCCAGUGACCGAAAGCUGCAAAACUUGUGAUGUUAGGACUUUGCUGAUAUUUCUGUUAUUUUAAAAUCUUUCCAGGCAGCAGAGCAUUUUGACAUUCUCUGGGACUCAGAUGCUUAUACUGUUUUGUAUUAAUAAGCAGCAAAAAAAAAAAAAAAAAAAA
Onychomys torridus (southern grasshopper mouse) is the source of this 3045-nucleotide messenger RNA. It is a transcript of the gene Fhip2a, whose product is annotated as family with sequence similarity 160 member B1. The coding region runs from base 334 to 2628 and encodes 764 amino acids. The transcript is spliced from 17 exons. The record is from RefSeq and is a predicted model, not a curated record. NCBI's taxonomy places the organism in Eukaryota, Metazoa, Chordata, Mammalia, Rodentia, Cricetidae.